CAAGAAUAAUAUUACGCAAUCAAUGUCAGGAGCAGAAUCUUUCGGAGUAGUUUCAAUAACAGUUAUUGUUGUAUUAUUCCUUUAUGCAAUUUCAGGAGCAUUCUUUGAGCAUAAACAUGUAAAGAGUUUAUAUAAAUUUUUAGUUUCACUUAAUUCAUGAGACAGGUUUAGGAAUAAUAAUGGGAGCACUAAGUGGAUUAAUAUUUCAUCUUUUAUUUAAGGACACAUUGAAUUCAUUAGUACAUCAUAUUUUUAUAGUAGUACAAUUUUAAUGGUACAUUCUUUUUUUAUAUUCUUUUACCAAUAAUAAUCUUUUGUGGAGGUUACAACUUGAAUAAAAGAAGGUUAAUUAUUAUUUAAAUAAUUUUAGAUUUGCAUAAAACUUCUUUUAUAUAAUGUUAUUUGGAUUGUUUGGGACUAUAUUUACAUUUAUUUUUAUAUUACUAUUCACUUACAUAGUGAAUAAAAAUAGUAAAAAUCUAUAUUUAAUUUUAGAAUUGAUAUAAGUAUCCUUUAGUGAUGAAAUAAUAGAUUUAAAAUUUGAAAAUAUGAUGAUAUUCGCAGCAACAAUAUGUGCAUCUGAUAGUGUAGCAGCAUUGACUAUGAUAAAACCAGGGAAAUAUCCUAAAUUAUUUAGUGUUGUUUUUGGAGAGGGAAUGGUUAAUGACGCUGUAUCCAUUAUUCUAUUCAUAUCAGUUGAAUUGAUAAGCGAUUAAAACGCAGAAACAUGGAAAAUGCCUUUUGAAUUAAUUUUGUUAUUUGUUGAAGAGUUUUUUGGAAGUAUGGCAAUUGGUAUAAUAUUUGGUAUACUUUUUAUAUUAUUAUAAUAUAGGAUUAUUUACAUCAUUUUUAUUUAAAAGGUUAAGAUUUCUUGCUGAAUCAGUGGUUCUUGAAAUAAUGAUUUUAUUAUAUACUGGAUAUGCUAGUUUUGCAAUAUGCGAGUUGUUAGAAUUAAGUGGUGUAAUCAGUGUUUUAGUUUGUGGAAUCAUUUUGGCACAUUAUAAUUUUUAUAAUCUUUGUAACAUAGGGUAAAUUUCAUCGAAGUAUAAAUUUGUUAAUAAAAAUUUAGAGUUACUUUAAAUUCAUUGUCAUUAUUUUGUGAAUCUUUUAUAUAUGUUUACUUAGGUUUAGCUUUAUGGGGAAUAAAGGGAGAUGAAAGUAAAGGAAUUUAAACCAUGAAAACAAGUUGGAUUUUCAUUUUGUUUGAAAUUGCCAUCUGUUUUGCAUCAAGAGGAUUAUCCUUGUUUAUGUUGACUAUGUUAGCACAAAUUUUUACUGGCAGAAAAAACUUUAAAUUAACCUUUUGGGAAUUAAAUAUUGUUUGGUAUGCAGGUAUCAUAAGAGGGUCUGUUGCUUAUGCACUAAUAUAAAAAUUGCAUUAUUCAAAUGAUGAAGAAAGAGAUUAAGUUUAACUCAUGUAGACUACUAUUUUGAUUAUUGUUGUUGUUACAUCUAUAAUAUUAGGGGCUCUAAUGCCUUUGUAUAUUGUUGGCAAUUUAUAAAUACAAGAACAUAGGAAUAAUAGAAAAAAAGUUUCACAUGGUGAAAGUAUCAGAGUUACUUUUCUAGGGGUAUAAUAAUUCAACUUACUAUUAGGAAAUUUAUGGGGGUAUGGGAGAAAAAGUUGAAAAUAACUAAAAAAAAAAAUCAAAAUUUUAUAAAUGGUUAAUUCAUAUAGAAGAAAAUUAUAUGAAACCUUGGUUUAUAUAUAAUUACAGAGAAAGAAAAGAAGAUAUAAAAGAGUAAAAGCAACUUUAAAAAAAAGCCAAUGAUGAAAAUAUGCCAAGAAGAUAAACAGUAUAGAUCCUUAGAUAAGAUAGCUAGGGAAACAAUCCAGCUACUAGAGUUUCUAGAGUUAUUCAUAGAUCUACUCUGCACACUAAAUAUAUGGGAGUUUAGGAAGUUAUUCUUGCUAUAGAUGUACCUGAAGAAGUACAAUAUUUUUCUAAUGAUGAAGAGUUGAAAACUCAAUUACAAGAAUAAGAAAAUAUCAGAGAAGUUGAUGAGAAUUUAGAAUCAUCGAAUAUUAAAUGA
Molecule: messenger RNA, 2034 nt
Organism: Paramecium sonneborni
Lineage: Eukaryota; Ciliophora; Oligohymenophorea; Peniculida; Parameciidae
Source: the annotation of a GenBank genome assembly